Molecule: messenger RNA, 5317 nt
Organism: Linum trigynum
Lineage: Eukaryota; Viridiplantae; Streptophyta; Magnoliopsida; Malpighiales; Linaceae
Source: the annotation of a GenBank genome assembly
UUAACAACCGCAACUUCCAAACGACACCUAGUUUUAGAGCUGAAAAGCAUACCAGCAGAUGGGAAUGGGACCCAGAAAACCAAUCAAACUCUCUUUAGGCAAGAGAACAGGCUCUCAUGCGAUAAAGAAAACAGAGGCUCUUUCGUCCUUGAGCUGCAGACACAGAGAGGAAUAAAAUACUUUUCUUAGUUCUUGGAGGAAGAAGUCGGAUAUGUAUGAUUGAAAGAAGACCAUGGAAGAAAAGCAUAUAACAACGGUGCACAAUCAAGUAAAAGGGUGACAAGAGGAUUCCACCAGGGGAAAGCAAGAAGAAAGCAAGGUCGAGCGAGAUGAAACAGUCUCUCCGAAGAGAUAAAAAAGCGAGUUCUCUAGCAACUUAGAGAGAAUCAUGAGAUUUUCUUUCUGCACUGCUUCCUUUAGCUGGGAAUGGGAUCCCCCCACCAGGGGAAGAAAACAGGGGAAACCAAGGUUUAGGGAGACGGGGAAUUCCUUGCUUCCUUUCGGUAGAUGGGAUUUGGGAUCCAGAAAAGCAAUGUAUUUUAUUUUCGGGAAAGCUUCGGUUCUCCUGGUAUUUCAUCUCGCAAUCUCUCUCUUUCUCACCCUCGCCUCACAUUUCCUUAACUUUUCCAAGCUCCCCUGAAUUUCCUCUGUUUUUUCACUCCCAAAGAAAUGGCUGAUAUCAUUCUGGGCCCUGCAGUUGAACUAAUCCUUGGCAAGUUGGGCAGAUUUGCAUCCGAUCAGGUCCGACUUCUUUGGACUCUCAAACCCGAGAUACUGAAACUCGGGGACACUGUUGCGGCAAUCCAGGCUGUGCUUCUCGACGCAGAGAAGAAGCAAUCCCACAACCACCAAGUCAAACUCUGGCUCAAGAGGAUCUCCGACGUUAUGUACGAUGCUGAAGACCUGCUUGACGAUUUCUCCACUGAGGCUGCGCUCCAGAAGCAAGCAGUGACUCACUGGAGGACGGGGAUGGCAGCGACUUGCUGGAGCUCGGCAUGCUGCUAUCCGGUCUCUUCCCUUCCCAAGCAGUUGAUUUAUCAUUUUAAGAUGGCUCGUGAUUUAAAGGCUAUUCGAGAGAAGCUUGAUGUCAUAUCAAAAGAGAAGGAGGCUUUCAAGUUGGAAAUUGGCUUCGAGGUAAAAGCUCUUCCUUCUUUCAGGGAGACGGAUGCAUGCCCACCCACGGUUGUGAUUGGGAGGGAAGAUGACAGAAAAAACAUCAUUUUGCGACUGCUGAAUUGCAACCCAGAAGCCAGCAUUUCAGUCGUUCCCAUUGUUGGGAUGGGUGGGCUGGGGAAAACCACCCUUGCUCAGCUCGUAUUUGACGACAAACAAGUUCGAGAUUACUUCGAUGUAAAAGCUUGGGUCUAUGUUUCACAGAGCUUUGAUAUCAAAAUGAUUCUCCUAAAGAUGUUGGAAUCCAUAACUCGUCAGAAAGUGGGGGAUCUCAUGUUAGAUGUUUUACAAGCUCAACUCCGGGAGAAAAUCCAAGGCAAGAGGUACUUAUUUGUAUUGGAUGAUGUUUGGGAGGAGAACAGGCGCAGUUGGGAGAAUCUGGGAAAUCAUUUGGCGUUCGGUGCUCUUGGAAGCAAAGUACUGGUGACUACUCGAUCCACUAGAGUGGCGGAGUUUGCCGGCAAAGCUCUCAAGUCGAGAACAAGUACCAGUAGCAGCAUUGUGGAACCUCAUUUCUUGGAAGGCUUGUCAGAAGGUGAGAGUUGGCAAAUAUUGGAGGCAAAGGCCCUCCCAAGACAGAUCCCAGCAGAAGUACAACGUGUUGGUAAACAAAUACUGAAGCAAUGUGGUGGAGUUCCUCUCGCUGUGAGCACCAUAGCUGGUGUAUUAGCAGAUUCGACUGAUCCAAAGAUGGAGUGGCCAUCUUUUCUAGAAAGGGGCCUUUCUAGCAUCAUGAAUGAAGGAGGGGAAGUUUCUAUUAUGGCCACACUCCAAGUCAGCUUCAAUCUUCUUCCCUCUCAUAUGAAACAUUGUUUUACUUAUUGUGGAUUGUUUGAAAAGGGGUUUCGAUUUGGGAUUCCGAUGUUGGUUCGAUUUUGGGUCGCACAAAGGUACAUUGAGUCGGAAGAUAUAGGCUAUGAUUACUUUAAAACGUUGUGGUGGAGGUCAUUUUUCCAGGAGGUGGAGAUGGAUGAGUUAGGGAACUUGUCAACGUGCAGAAUGCACGAUCUCAUGCAUGACUUGGCUGAUUCUAUAGCCGGAGAUAAUAUAAAAAGAAGUACAAGUUCAAGUGUUCUAGAAAAUGUUCCUUCAAAGGCUCGUCAUUUAUGCAUAACUCGUGGCGGUUAUGAUAAUCCAAGACAAGAAGACAGUGAUGGUGGCGAUGAGCUUGGAAGCAUGAGUAAGGUACGAACUCUAAUAUGUUUCGAAUCUCUUUCAAACGAAGAACUUGAACAAAUCCUCAACAAUUUCUUACGCUUGCGUGUAUUGGUGAUAUGUUCAUAUGAUGAAAGUGCUUAUACGUCGUUGAAACUUGUUGGAAAGCUGAAGCAUUUAAGAUAUCUUGGUAUGUUGGGUUUCCACAAAAUGAAAAAUCUUCCAGACUCAAUUAUUAACUUGGUUAAUCUGCAAGUUCUUAACCUCAUCGGUGGCGAGUCACUGCAAGAACUACCAAGGGGGAUUAAGAAGCUUGUUAAUCUGAAGCAUCUUGAUCUCGAUCAAACAAGUUGGAAAAAUUUGAGACAUAUUCCAAAAGGGAUUGGUGAGUUGAAGUUUCUCCAAACCCUACCAAUCUUUGUAGUGGGGAAAAGAAGUAGUUGUAGUGGUAAUGGGGAGAUUGCCGGUGCAGAAUUGAACGAGAUGGAAGGGUUGAAUGCAUUGUGUGGAGAGUUGAUUAUCAUAGGCCUGGGAAAUGUCCACUCUCUAAAGAAAAGUGUUUAUGUCUUGAAAGAGAAGCCACAUCUUCAGUCACUUGUUUUAGAUUGGAGUCGAUAUGAUCUCCGUCUAUUGUCUGGUCGUGAUGAAGGGAUACUGGAAAUGCUCUGGCCACACCCUAAUCUAAAGAAAUUGACGAUACAUGGUAGUAUUGCUUAUGGAGGUGUGAAGCUUCCUAUCUGGCUGUCCAGCCUCACGAAUUUGGUUAAGUUCUCAUUAAAAGAUGGCCAUCGAUGUGAGUACCUCCCUGCUCAAUUGCAUCAAAUGGCGAGUUUAAAGGAGCUUGAAAUUAGCAAUUGUCCAAUGUUGAAGGGCAUCAAUAAUGAUGUCACUCAUUGUGACUCUUAUUCAAACAACUCAACAGCAAGAUUAAGAACAGAGGAAGAGGAAUGGCCGCAGUUUCGAUCUCUAGCCCACUUGGACAUUUGCCGUUGUCCAAGGCUAACUCGGCUGCCCACCUUCCCUACCGUUGAAUAUUUGAAGUUAUUCAAGGCGAGCUCGACACCACUUGCUCGGACCAUGAAGAUGAAGAUAAGGAGAGGAGGAGGUGUUGUUGAUACAACUGUUUCUUCAGCCCUCGUCCACCCACUCUCCAAGGUGACACAGUUGUCCUUAGCAACCAUAGUUGAUGAUCUCGAAUCCCUAUCGCAUCAUGAUUCAAGUAGUUGUCUCGUCUCUCUUCAGACGUUACAUGUUGGAAACUGUCGAGCCGUGAAGCUACCUGGUUCGCUGUGUUCCAGUUCAUAUCUAAUGGAGAUCGUUUUAUCGGGUUGUGAAAUGAUAGAGUACAUGCCACCCUUACAUGAACUCCCACGGUUGAGGGAGCUAAUUAUUUUUGGAUGUCCGAAGCUGAAGGGAUGUUGGUGGAAGAGGACGAGAGGGAAUAAUGACCACCAUCAUUGUGGUACUGAUGAUUAUUAUAACUUUGACCCUUCAAUGGAAAGAGAUGAAGAGGAAAAGGGAGAUGAUCAUGAGACUGAGGAGGAGUGGCCCCAUUUCCCUUGUCUUUCCAAAUUAGAUAUUGAAGAUUGCCCAAAUCUGACUCGGGUGCCUCUGUUUCCAACCGUUGAAGGCAGGUUGGUGCUUGAAAGCUGCACAGAGGCACUAGUGCGGACAAUGAAGAUGGAACCAGUAGUAGCUGCUCAUCAUCAUCAUCUUGACUCUCAACAAAAUUCUUCUUCUUUGUUGCUUGUCGCUCCUCCGCUCUCUAAGGUGAAGGAGUUGUUCCUUGAGCGUAUGAAGGAGUUGCAAUCUCUACCAGAAGAAGGCCUCCGCAACCUCACUUCUCUUCGAUACUUGUCGAUUCGAAAUUGUCGAAGAUUAACAUCUCUGCCUCCUGCAAUACGACACCUCACCUCUCUACGACAAUUAGUCAUCGUUGGGUGUACAAGAUUAGCAUCUCUGCCUCCUGCAUUGCGAGACCUCGCCUCUUUACGAAGAUUGGACAUUGAGUGGUGUACCCUGUUGAGAGAAAGAUGCAGAAGAGGGGAGGGUAAAGAUUGGCCCAACAUUUCCCACAUCCCUGUGAUAUAUCUCAACGGAGAGGCGCUCCAGGGUUCAGAUUUUCUUCAAUACUAUCAGUGGUCGGACUGAGGAAGAGGAGCAGACAGAGGCUGCUGCAACAGUGGAAAAUCGUCAUCAGACACAAAUAUCUUUGCUUUCAACAGACUGCCUGCACAAAUAUUUUGGUUAUGGGUUAUUUUUAUUGUAUCUUCAUUCACCUAGAGCAGAAUUUCUUAGGAUGGUACCUGUCUGGGGUUUUGGUCUUUUUAGGGCUGUGGCUCAGUACUUGGAAAGACAAUCUCCUAAUACUCCAACCUUGGGAGAAGAUCAAACCAGAGAUAUCAGUCUCAACAAGCUCCUAGAAGGGAAGACCAGGACGGUGUGUGCCCGAAUGUUCUUCGAGACUCUGGUAAGCCUCUUCAAAACUGCUUCCUUUUUUCAAGCUCAAGUUCUGGUAAUAGCCAGUGAACGUUACCUUAUUGACAAUGGGUGGUGUUCUUCAAUGCAGGUUCUGAAGAGCCAUGGAGUCGUUGAUGUGGAGCGAGAGAAGGAACAGGGCCGAGUUCGUCUGAAGUUUGAUGUGGAACAAGAGGAGCCCUAUGGCGAUGUUCGUUUGAAGCUGACUCAUUUGGCAGCGUAACAUAUCAGUAGUAGUGCAUAUAUGAGGUAUUAAUUAGGUCAUGAACCAUGAUUUUGAGUCCAGGUUUAUGAUUAUGAAGUAUGAUAUUAGGUUUUGUUAGGAGUAGAACUAGUUAGUUGAGUUAUAGAGAGAUUGUGUUAUAUGCAGAAGGAUGAGCAGAGUCCAUCCAUAUGGUUUGCUUGUAUACCAAGAUAGCUGAUUAGUAAAAACUAAACCAGCCGUUCAUCUUUAUAGCGAUAUAUCGAUUCUGAUCUCGAAAGACCCUUCGAAUAACAGAAAAGAGUCGCA